Miscanthus lutarioriparius is the source of this 1899-nucleotide messenger RNA. The record is from the annotation of a GenBank genome assembly. Lineage: Eukaryota; Viridiplantae; Streptophyta; Magnoliopsida; Poales; Poaceae.
AUGGCCGACGCCGCCGACGCCGACGCCGUCCUCUCCGACGUCGACGAAGACCCCCUCCCACCCCCCUCUACAUCUUCCGCCUCCUCCCACAAAACCCUACCGCAAGCCCAACAACCCCAGCCACAACAGUCCGAUGCCCAGGCGCAGCAGCAGCAGCAGCGGCUGCUGGACCUGGCCGCGGAGCUCGAGGAGGAGCGCCGCCUCCGCCGCGCGGCUGAGGCCUCCCUCGCGGAGGCUGAGUCCCGCGUCGCCCGCUUCAAGGCCUUCGCGCAGGACGUGCUCCGCAAGCGCGACGACCUCACCGCCGAGGCCGCGGCCUCCGCGCGGUCCGUCGCCGCGAUCCAGGCCGAGGCCGCCGCCUCCGCCCGCUCCCUCGCCGCGCUCCAGGCCGAGGCCACCACCGCCUCCUCCAUGCUCUCCUCCGGCUUUGAGAGGAUCUCCGCCAAGGCCUCCCCUUCUUCGGCCCCCGCGCCGCUCCCGACCUCCCAGAAGUACUCCUCCGGCCUCCCGGCCCUCGCGUACGGCGUCCUCAAGCGCGCCAACGACAUCGUCGACGACCUCCUCGCCCAGAUCGACGCCGCUAACCGCGACCGCGAUCGCGCGCGGGAGCAGAUGGAACACCGCAACUACCAGAUCGCCAUCGAGGUCUCUGAGCUCGAGGCGUCGCUCGCGUCCAGGUCUGCCGAGGGCGAAUCCCUCUCCAAGUCCCUCUCCCAACGGGAAGCCGAGAUCUCCGAGCUCCGUGACAAAAUCACCGCUCUCGAGGGGAAGCUCGACGCUCAGAGGCCCGUGCUCGCGGAGACGAUCGGGUGCACCUCCAAGCUGUACCACGAGAUGCGGGAGGUGGUCAAGCUGGUCGAUGCCGAAGCUGCGAGUGCCCUGUCGGACUCGGUUUUUGUCUGGAAGGAGACUGACGUCGAGGAGAGCCUCAAGGUGUCUCUGGAAGGCACGAAAUUGGCCUAUGAGCUUGCGGCAAUGGCCCUGGAGAAGGUCGGGGCUUGUAUAGAUGACAAGGAGAGCAAGAUGAGGCGUUUGGAGGACAGGGUGGAUGACCUGAUUAAAGAGAAGGAGCACAUUGGUGUGCUGCUCCGGAGCGCACUGAAGGCAACCACCAGUGAGGUGUUAAAGGUUGCAGAGGAUGGACUGAGGGAAGCUGGCAUUGAGGUUGGACUUGACGAUCGAAAGGAGCACAGGCCAGGGAGUGUGGAGAAGGACGAGGUCUAUACCCUGGCAGGGGCUCUCGAGAAUACCAUGAAGGAGUCCCAGGUCAAGAUCAUUGAGCUCCAACAUCUUGUCGAAGCACUAAGGGCGGAGUCUGGUUUACUUAGAACACGGCUAGAAGGGCAAGAAAAGGAGAUUGGCCAGCUAAGAAAGCAAAUAAAACAUCUUGAAGAGAAGGAAAGGGUGGCAAAUGAAAGCGUUGAGGGUCUGAUGAUGGACGUGACAGCUGCUGAAGAGGAGAUUAAACGUUGGAAGAUGGCAGCAGAGGCGGAAGCUGAAGCUGGUGGAUCAAUUGAGAAAGAGUUCCAAAUUCAGAUAUCAUCCCUUCGCAAGGAAUUAGACGAAGCAAAACAAGCUAUGGUGGAGCUAGAAAACAAGCUGAAGUUCAAGGAAGAGACAGCUGCUGCUGCAAUGACGGCACGUGAUGCUGCAGAGAAGUCUCUAAAGCUAGCAGAUAUGCGAUCGUCCAGGCUACGAGAGAGGCUGGAGGAGCUUAACAGGCAGCUCGAAGAAUCAGAUAAUAGAACCGACUUGGUAAAUCGCAAUGGCCAUAGAUGUUUUCCCAAUUUGUUGAUGCAUGUUUUGCGGAAAACUGAUGUGUGCUGGAAGGCACCGCGUAAUUGUAAAAGUUACCAUUUGGGAUAUAGUAGUGAAGAUGCUGAGAAGUCCAUUCUUUGA